Cooperia oncophora is the source of this 450-nucleotide messenger RNA. The record is from the annotation of a GenBank genome assembly. NCBI's taxonomy places the organism in Eukaryota, Metazoa, Nematoda, Chromadorea, Rhabditida, Trichostrongylidae.
AUGGUGAAGGCCACCAGCGUAAAAGACGUGGACCAGCAUGAAGCUGUGAAGCAAAUCGCUCACUUCCUCAAAAAGAGUGGCAAGGUGAAGGUUCCCGAGUGGUCAGAUAUUGUCAAACUUGGAUCCAAUCGCCAACUCGCACCUGUUGAUCCCGACUGGUAUUACAUUCGCACUGCUAGCAUUGCCAGACGCUUGUACAUUCGAUCUCCCGCUGGAGUCGGCGCUCUGCGCACAGUUUUUGGCGGAAAGAAGGGACGUGGUUCGCGACCCAACCAUUUCAAGAAGGGAUCGGGCUCCGUUGUGCGCAAGGCCUUGCAGACCCUCGAAGCCAUCAAAUGGGUGGAAAAGCAUGCAGAUGGAAAAGGACGAGUCUUGUCGAAGCAGGGAAGGAAGGACUUGGAUCGAAUCGCAACCGAGCUUCGUCAGCACGCUAAACCAGUUGAGCUCUAA